GUACACUUCGACGACGUCAAAUGCUGUACAGGCCUAAUAAUCCUCUGGCAAAAACGUUAAUGGAAAUCGUGAUUUAAGAAAAUUGUAUAUAUAUUUGCGUCAGUGCUGGAUAUUGCAAUUUGUUAAUUUACCAUUAGUGGGUUCUUGGCUGUAGUAAUGUCCAUGUAAUCUCAUCGCAGUUUCUUGAUGAUGGUCGUUUGGCACGCUACAGUACUUUGAUGAUACUCAGUAUCAUAUUGAAAUUUGAUCAUGUUUCUGAGCUUCAGUGGAUGUUGCUGCCUUGCGGCCAUCUUGGUUCUCCUUCAAAAUGAAGUCCAGGGUCUUCCUGACGCCACGAAUGACUCAACUGGUGCACCGCUUUCUCACGACAUUGACUCAAAGGCGAAACGUUUGCCCUGGACCGCUCCACGGAACGGAAGCGCUUCGAUUCUUCUUUCUCAACUCCCACCCUCUGUUCUCGGGUUUCUGAGCCAGUUUCCGGUUCAGAAAGACAUUAUUCAAAGGAUACUGGGAAGAAACAUGGGUCUCCCUGCUGUGUACGAGAUUAUGAAACAGUUACUUCCAUCUACGCGAGCGAUUUUUGAGGCUGGAUUGAAGAACAAUAAUAUUACUGCUGCCUGCAAGUCCGACAUCGGUACUUUUAUUAAUGCAACUACAAAUGGCGAGCUGUGGGCUUUAAGAAUGUUGGACGCUUCGGGGAAAUUACCCCGAGGAUUUCUACAAGGAAAUCUAGACUUUAUGGGGCAAUAUGACGAAUGCCGGGAAACAGUGUCUGUGAUCGUCCAAUCAAAUUCCACUACCAAUCACGUGAUAAGGGGAACCACGUGCAUAGUCUACAUUCAGCUACCUUCAAGUCUUUUCCCUGCUUCGCUACCUCGAUUGCUUGGCGGCAGAGACGUAGAAAUUUCGUUGCAUCUCUGUCUUCCUGACAGCUGUAGGAAAGAUGACGUCAACGAAUUGAUCAAACAAGUUCUUAGAGACGUGAACUUCAUCACGACCAGGGCGUUCUGUCGUGACCAGGAACAACCGGAUUUCUCCAAGGACACAGGAGCCAUCUUCAGUCUUGUUAUUGUGUGCCUACUUCUAGCCUGCGUUGUCCUCGGUUCACUCCUGGACCGAUAUAAACGAUUCUCUCCGCUAAAGGGGAAGAACACAUACAAACAUCCGGAACUUUCCGCUGGAACCACUGUCCAUAAGUCAGCAGCGGGAGGUCUUCAGAAUGGCAGUAUAUCGAAGGUCAAGGUUGACAAAAAGCUUACUUCUAAGUCGGGGACAUUAGAUACCGCUUUUCAGAAUAAAAUUGUAUCAGACGAAACACAAGAGAAAAUACAAAGAGACAAAGAUCAUGGCAGCAAUCACUUCAUCCGUUCUCCGCCUUCAGAAACAUCACCGUCAUCAUCCGCCUCAUCACCAUUAUCACCACCACCACAGUCACCACCACCACUAUCAAAAUCAUCACCGUCACCACCACCACCAUCAUCACCACCACUGUGUGUUUCAGAUGCUCUAUGGCAGAAGCUGUUUCUGUCGUUCUCUGCGUUCAGGAACAGUGAAACGAUUCUGAGCACUCGUGCCGCCAGGGAUUCGAUAGGAGCUAUACACGGCAUCCGGGUCAUCAGCAUCAGCUGGGUCAUUCUGGGGCACACGCUACUCCUUCUAUAUCCUGCUUCCGAAAACCCUCUCACUAUAGCGGAUUACCUCAAGUCGUAUCACUUCCAAGUGAUAAAAAACGCAGGGUUCUCAGUCGAUACUUUCUUCCUUCUAAGCGGUGUCCUGACUGCCUACCUGUUUCUGAAGGAAACCAGCAAGACAUCACGAGUUACCUGCAAACAGAUGGCGCUCUACUACUUCCAUCGCUUCUGCAGUGCUUCGAGAUCAGCUGGUAUCUUAGCAACGACUUGCAGUUUUAUGUUCUCGCGCCAUUGGCUCUCGUUCCACUGACGUAUGGGUUCCGUACGAUUGGAUUCUCUGUUAUUGCGUCAUUCAUCAUGACGCAUGUCGUAAGCACGUUCGCCCUAGUCCUCAAAUAUGACGCCAGUCUCUUGCAUAACUAUGUCGAUUAUUACAACUACGUCUACCUUCGUCCUUAC
This is a messenger RNA of Gigantopelta aegis, 2090 nucleotides long. RefSeq names its product O-acyltransferase like protein-like. The transcript is spliced from 12 exons. Lineage: Eukaryota; Metazoa; Mollusca; Gastropoda; Neomphalida; Peltospiridae. Bases 250 to 1941 code for a protein of 563 amino acids. The record is from RefSeq and is a predicted model, not a curated record.